This is a messenger RNA of Ramularia collo-cygni, 432 nucleotides long. RefSeq lists its product as uncharacterized. The transcript has 3 exons. The record is from RefSeq and is a predicted model, not a curated record. Bases 1 to 432 code for a protein of 143 amino acids. Lineage: Eukaryota; Fungi; Ascomycota; Dothideomycetes; Mycosphaerellales; Mycosphaerellaceae.
AUGGGUCUCGCUAUUGUAGAUGGAGAUAAUGUGACUACAAAGGGUUAUGGUUUUGCGAAGCCGCCUAAUGUUGCGGCUACCGCAGAUACGCUUUGGUUUACUGGAAGUACCACCAAGGCUUUUGUAGGAGCUGCUGCUGCUGGAAUUCUGGUGCAAGAUAAGGAGAAAUAUCCAGACGUGAAGUGGUCCACUCCACUCUCGAAACUACUCCCAGGCGACUUCCUUCUAAGCAAAGACUAUGAAACCUCUCACACAACACUCGAAGACGCAGUUUCCCAUCGCUCCGGUCUCCCAGCUCACGAUCUCGCAUACGGAUGGAACAACGCAUCCAGUCUCGACAUCAUCCGAAAAAUGAGACAUCUCCCUCUCUCUCAGCAGAACCUCGCACAAAGUGGCAAUAUUGCAAUUCAAUGUGGACGAGCGUUGGAGUAG